Messenger RNA from Macrosteles quadrilineatus (aster leafhopper), 1610 nucleotides. RefSeq names its product pickpocket protein 28-like. Bases 1 to 1149 code for a protein of 382 amino acids. The record is from RefSeq and is a predicted model, not a curated record. Lineage: Eukaryota; Metazoa; Arthropoda; Insecta; Hemiptera; Cicadellidae. Gene Ontology annotation, molecular function: ligand-gated sodium channel activity. The transcript has 7 exons. Gene Ontology annotation, biological process: sodium ion transmembrane transport. Gene Ontology annotation, cellular component: membrane.
AUGACCUCUUGCAGCUGGCGAGGAGUGAAGUUCCCUUGCUGUGAAGGCUUCAAACCUGUUGUCACAAACUCUGGAAUCUGCUAUGUGUUCAACUCCCUACCGUCUAACCUUCACUUAGCAGAUAAUACAAUGAAGCAGUUCAUGUUCAAUGACAGUUAUCCAAAGAGUUCUCGGUACUGGUCACCCAUGAAUGGUUACCCACAGCCAGACCUAAGAAAAGACCCUCGUUACAGCACACUGCCGAGGUGGAGUUCCCAGACUGGGGAAGACCUCGGUCUCAGCGUAGAGCUGCGGCAGAACAUGGACGACUGGCAAGACCUGUGCGUUGGAGGUCACCAGGGGUUUAAGGUUGUGGUUCAGUCACCAGCAGAGUUGCCAAUAUAUACACAUCAAGCAUUGAAAGUUCCAAUGAAACGUGACUUUAAAAUUUAUCUUUCUCCAAUCACAAUACGCACUCCUCUCGACUACCUUCACACAGACCACAGAUCUAGAGGCUGUCUGUACCAGGGGGAGAUGAAACUGGACAACUUUAAAAUAUACUCAAUCACUAACUGUGUCGUACAGUGCAUCAUAGAUGAAGCAAUCACGUCAUGUGGCUGUGUUGGCUUCUACGCUCCAAGGAAUUCAUCUGUUCCUGUGUGCUCGAAUAAUAAGGAAAAUCUCUGUGUGAGAAAAGUUGUAGAGGAGCUGGUGUCCAGCAGGAUGGCCAUUGACAAGGAUGCCAAGCAGCGUCAAGGAUGUGUCUGCUACCCCGUCUGCAAUGAGCUUACUUACGAUUUUACCAGUAACCGUAACCUGUUCUUUCACGAGAAUGAAAGUGGGAUCUACGAAGCUACUGACACUAAACAGGCUUACUCAAGAGUAUCAAUAUUUUACAGUAAACUGAAAUUUCUCGGUGUUCGACGACAAGCAGAAACUUCCUUUUAUGACUUUUUAGGUAAUUGCGGAGGAUUGCUAUCUCUGAUGACUGGCUUCAGCUUCAUCAGUGGACUAGAGCUAGUGUACCAUCUUAUGUUGCGCCCAUUCUGCUGUUUGAUGUUCAACAAAGUGAGAAACAACAACCUGACUGUAGUAUCUCGUCCACCUUUGCGGGUCCUGGCAAUGAAGCAUCAACUACGAGUCAAAGAUCACUACUUCACCAGAUCAUAAGAUAUUAAGAAUGUCAAGAACAACAAAUACAAAAAAAAUUCAAAAAUAGUUAAGAGACUUUGCAUUAGACUUAAUUGCCCUGUUUCCUGUACCUAAUGAUCAGUUUACUCAAUGUUUCAGAAUUUUACUCCUUUUUAGUCACAUUAAUAAUAAGAUGUGUAAAUGUAAUUUGAAGGGGCUAACAUUGUGGUAGAGGUGGGGGUACUUCAGUACUCUAGCAGGUUGAAAAUAGCAGUAAUUUACAGUGGAAUAAAUCUCUCACAGCAUGAACAUAGGGCUUUAGCAUAGUUAAUACAGUAACUAUACAGAGGGCCAAAAGAACAACUUCAAUUGGUAGUUUAGGACAGAUUUUAAUAUACAAUAAGAAGUAAGAAAAUACAAAUAAUGUCAAUCCAUAGAUUCCAGAAAUAAAUGGUUAAAAUUAUAGUACAUUAGAUACAGUUUUUUAAGCUAUGGCUUAC